Messenger RNA from Puccinia graminis f. sp. tritici CRL 75-36-700-3, 588 nucleotides. RefSeq lists its product as uncharacterized. Lineage: Eukaryota; Fungi; Basidiomycota; Pucciniomycetes; Pucciniales; Pucciniaceae. The coding region runs from base 1 to 588 and encodes 195 amino acids. The transcript has 4 exons. The record is from RefSeq and is a predicted model, not a curated record.
AUGCGACUAAGCGCGAACCUCACAGGCCAAAGGCUCUCGAUUGGUGGAGGCGACCCUGAUACAAACCGAAAUCCAGUCGCGAAGACACCUUCCCUCAAGUUGUGGGAUGACGCCGACUCCUUCGCACUUAAUGAAAAGUAUCGCCAUCAGGAAACCAAUCCACAUUUACAGCGCCCGUCUAUAUUUCAAACGGUUUCACUAGUCUUACCGUGGUCCAGUUUCUUGCCAAGGCUUUCUACCAGACGUUAUGGCAAUCGAUUCAAAUCGGCUUUUGGAUGCCCAAAUGAUUUCCAAUUGAAAAUCCCAAAUUCUCGACUGCACCUGACUCCUAUAGCCGAAGACAACGAUUAUGUACAUUGGCCCACUCGUAAUCUAGCUUCCUGGUUGUCAGACAUUCCAGCACUUGAUCUGAGGCUUUUCAAAGCUGAAACGAAAACCAAGCACUCCUCGCCGAGGUUCAAAACUUCGGGUGGCGUCCUCAUCCAUAAACGACUCCAGGACUGGGAUGAAUGUCAACUUUCAAUCGACGCGUCUCUGCAGAAUUACUUCAUUGGACCAUGGAUCCUGCCAAGUGGAAUCUUCAAAUGA